Messenger RNA from Homarus americanus (American lobster), 4151 nucleotides. RefSeq lists its product as uncharacterized. Lineage: Eukaryota; Metazoa; Arthropoda; Malacostraca; Decapoda; Nephropidae. Bases 75 to 4151 code for a protein of 1358 amino acids. The transcript is spliced from 7 exons. The record is from RefSeq and is a predicted model, not a curated record.
UGGUUGAAGAAGGUGGGCGGGAAGGCAGGGUGGCGGGCAGUAAGGCAACAGCCAUCAGUGGGUCAAGAAGCAUUAUGUUGCCCUGGGUAGCGUGCCCCCUCCUACUGGCACUGGUGUUGGCCACUCAGCCUCACACCACCCAGCAGCAGCAGCGCGGGGUUGACUAUAGAGAACAAUACACAGUUGACUAUGGUGGCGAGGCAGGAAAAGCGAGGGUGGUGCUGGAUUCUCGCCACCACGUCGCUUACAUCACACCCCCUGCGGCUCGCCACCCCACCACACUCAUCGACUUCAACAAGGGCGUGGUUGUGUACAUGGUGGACGGAGAGUGUCUAGUGGAGACGCAGAGGGUGAGCCAGCGACGGUAUGGCCGGUGGGUGCUGCUGCACGCCAACACCGUGACGCCACCCCCGCCACCACCCAACACCAAGACCCUCUACGUGGCCGACCGCAUCCCCUCCAUCAGGAGUAAAGUGGGAGCGGCGGUAGGGGACCAGCUGGCGGGGUGGUGUGAGGACCGACCAACCUGGUAUCUCACACCCACUCCACCACCAUCACCACCUACUUCCACCCACUACCAGAGUUCCCCCACCCAUCACCUCACACCCCGCCAAAGACACCGCAGAAGCAAGAGGAAUGUGGAUCGACGUCAAGAGUACUCGCGGCUGCCUCAGGACCGUCGAUCUGGUAGGAGUCGUGAUCGAGGACACAGUGGCAUUAGCCAGACACCACAAACCAGGCCCCUGCCGAGACCACACACCCUACCCAGGGUCAGAGCAAGGCCGAGGACGAAGUCUCUCACAGGACCACACACCAGGGUGGUAGCGAGGCCGACGUCUAAGGUUGAAGACCCGCCCUCAGGAGCACCGCCCGUCAUGGAGUUACCAACUGUCGUCACGCAGUCCCUGACAAACACUUCUGGUGAUGAGGAAGCCUCACGUAAGCCGGUGAUCCUGCAGGAGGAGCCAUACUUGUCCCCUACAUUCGUCAGGGCAGAUGAAAAUGGUCAAGGGUUCAGGCACUACCGAGAUUUCUACCAGGAGUCAGGGGAAGAGAGUGGCAGCGAGGAUGAGGCAGCUACAUUAGGCAGGUAUCACACCAGGCCUAGCGUCAGGAGCUUUACCAUCCCAGAGACCAUCGUUAAGGACGGACAGAUCUACUACAGGUACGACGCCGGAGUAGACGCCAGUGGGAGCAUCAAGGGUCAGAGUAAGAGAAGUAACGCGAGAAACGGCGAGUACCCUGAUAACAACGAGGACCAGAGGGCAGCCCUCCACCCUCCCGCAGACGACUUCCCACUCAGUAACGAGCAGAGCGACGCCGCUGACCCCUUGCUCCAGCUGGGAGUCCCACAUGCUGGACAGACACCCGUCACCGAUGGCGACGACUUUUAUCCUGGACCGUCACAGGUACAGACACAGGCACAGAUGGGUAGUGGGGUGCGUGGGGCCGUGGCGGGUGCUGUGAUGAGAUCUGGGCCAGCCACACAGGUGGUGGGCAGCUCUGGCGCCGGAGGGUUCUUUUCUGCCCAGGCUCAGAGCAUGGGUCACUCAGGCGGGAUGAGCCAAACACAAGUGAUGGGCAACAUGCACGGGGUACAGGGGCUGGCCAUGACGCAUAGUAAUGGUCACCAGUCGCAGGCGCACCUUCAGAUGGGUGCUCACUCCUCCUCCAGGGCCGAGGUAUCCACAAACGAGGGUGCUCCCCUGCUUGUUUCCAAUGUUGGUUCCACCCAGCAAGGAGGUAGUGCGGGAGCCCAGGCCCACGGCCCCGCCGCCGCCAACACCCACGCACAGAUGGACUUCACGCCAGAGCAGCACCAACCCGACGGUAGUGGACUGAGGGGUCAGGGUCUGGCUUCUGCUGUGAUGACUCCUUUUGGGGGCUCUGCCUUGGCCUCGCUCGCGGGCGACGUGUCCGGAGGGUCCUUCCUGGGUGUUGCACACUCCAGCAGUGGCUCUCAUCACCUGGCGAAUACCCAACCCUCGCCUCCACCCCACCCCGACCACCACCCACCUCCCCCUCAGGUCUCUGCAGAAGGUUAUACACAAGGAGGGGGUCGAGUGCAGGAUGAGUUUUCAUCAAGAGACUUCUUUCAGCCUGGACUAGGAUCCGAGGGAUUUACUGAAGAUCAAUAUUUACAUGAAGAUUUUACGCCGGGCGAAGUAACCCACGAGUUCCCUUUCCUCAGUGAACAGGUGGGUCCAGAUAGUGGUCAGGAAGAACUGGUGACUGACGACUUGAAUCGUGCAGGUCUCGUCCUGGGAGGAGGGCGUGAGGAUGCGCCACUAGUUGAUCAACCAGUCGCUCCCAGUGCACCUAGUCACUCUUCUAUGACCCAUGACAUGUUAAGCAACAUAAUGGAAACUGUCCACCAGCCUCACAUGGUGCCCGAAGUGGCCGCUUACCCGUCCCAAACCGUCAGUUCCCCUGACAGCAAAUACGUUAUCGACAACGGUGGGAUGACGGGCGGUGCCGGGACGCCGCCCAGGAAGAGCGAGGUGGGCAAAGCACCACUUCACACCCGUCCCCAUAUUGAGGAAGGUGUUGGGGUGUCUGAGGAGUCCACUCAUGGUGGGCAAGUGGGUUUAGCAACCUACUCCCAGGGCCGCUUGGGUCCUGCCCCAAGCCCAGGAGACCUGAUGGGUUCUCUCCCGCACUAUGAUUAUGGUACAUAUGACCACCCCGGUUCUGAAUACUAUGACAGUGAUUACAACCCGCUUACUGGUCAACAGGCGCCUUACUUUGAUCUGGGGCCUCAGAUAUUUAGACUGGAUCCGCUAGAGCUGGAUAAUGACCACCUCCAACCCACCACGACGGCGACGUCGUCUACAGAGUCACCAGAGGAACAUUAUGACGAACAGGAAGGACUGGUGGUGCCUGAUCCACCCAUUGUGGUGCACCAGGUGCAGACCACCACCCCGCACCUCCCCAGCGAGGGUCCUCAGCCUCACAUCACCCCACAACACCUCCCUAUUGAGGAUCCUCACUUCCCUCCUCCUCAGCCUCACAUCACCCCACAACACCUCCCUACUGAGGAUCCUCACUUCCCUCCUCAGGAGGGACCUCACGUUACCCCACCCGAGCUUCACACACCUGUCCCCGAUUCUCUUCCUCGAGUCGAGACGCACAUGCCUGCGACACAUCGUCAGGAGGUCGAAGGUGGCUACGAGAGCCGUGGGUCGGCAUCGCAGCCAGAGUCGAGGCCGUGGAUGAUUGAGGCGGCUGCAGGAAGUGUACAUCAGACGGACGUAGUAGAAGAUAUGACCUCUGUACCCCUAGUGCCGGCCAGUCCAGGCGGUAGUGUGACCCUACCUGGCACUACAGGUGGGCCCAUCGUCAACGUUAUGACCAUGCCCGCCUCACACACAAUAAGAAACUCAUCCCUGCUCGCCCAGCGUCCCGGAACUCCCAUCCACCCCGGGGAAAAAAUCCCAGGCGCACCCGGAUACAGAGUCCCUCCUGGGUUCCGCGGCCAUGUAAUUUUAGGUCAUGAUUUACCAGUAGAAGCGGACUCCCGACGGGUGGUAGAAGGUUUCAACACUCAUGUACGUCUCACCCCACAGGGCUCGCUCUCCAACACUGUAUACGCCUCUGUCGGUGGCCUUGAGGCUUCACAAUCCUUGAGAGAAGAUGAGGCACCAGGGGUACAUGUUACCCUCAGCGGUGGCGGGCAGUCUCAAUCACCCGGCACGCCUUCUGUAGCAACACACUCAUCCCUCACAUCGUCGAUACCGUUAGGGGGCUCCACAGCCAGCAUGCAGACCUCACCGGGUAGGCAACACCGGCCAUCAUCACAAUGGAAAACAUCUAACAUGGGAUCCUCCAACCCCGCCCUCACACACUCGCCAAUGCGCGCACGUCCACGUCCUGAACCUCACCCAGACAUGAUGACCUGGAGCAGCGGAAGAGGAGGAUUAUUGCCUGGGAAGUCGUGGGACGGCGCCGGUAGAGGUAAUGUGGGAACUCCAAGAAAGUCAUGGAGUCAGACGUGGAGCAGCAGCAGCAGUAACAAGUCGUGGGGGAGUGGCGACCAGCGGCAUCCGUCCAUGUGUGUGUAUUUUACCAUCAAUUGUCAGGUGGUGUACAGCCCCUACCAGCAGAGUGAGGUGUGCAAGCCUUCCUACACCACCCAGGAGUGUUGCUGCUGA